CAUUCAGGUACUCCUGAAGAGGUGUGGAAGUCCGUUCUCCCGCGAUUGGGGUUGCGGGAAGGUCUGUUCACAGACGUGAGGGAGCGCCAAAGACGACUGGCUAUGCUGUUCACACCGUGUUAUGGCUUUUCACCAGUACUUGACUCAGAGGUCAAAGUGGUGCCAGAUAUCUUCCACGGACAGUACAACUUUACGGAAGGCAAUGGUGCGAUUUCCCAGGCUAUGGCCGAGGACCUAGUCAAAGCGUGCAAUCUGCGCCUCGGGGAGGUAGGUAGUGUGUAG
This is a messenger RNA of Sphaeroforma arctica JP610, 282 nucleotides long. RefSeq lists its product as hypothetical. The record is from RefSeq and is a predicted model, not a curated record. The transcript has 2 exons. The annotation marks the transcript as partial. Lineage: Eukaryota; Ichthyosporea; Ichthyophonida.